GAACCACACGAGACCUCGAUCAUCCUAGGUUCAUCGGAGGGACGCAGAGAAAGACCCCUGAGAGCCAGUGGGUUCCAGUGAGUCUGUUGACUCCAGGAGCUGGAACACCUCUGUCAUGGUCUCAUUUACGCGACUAAAGCCAAAGUCAGAGCGAUGUGGCUGCUGGUGCUGGGGGUCCUGCUCCUGCUCUUCUGCAACCUGGACGUGUGGUACUUCCUCCGCGGAGCGCAGGUCUUCCUGGAGGCGCUGCUCCAGCCCCGUGUCCCCGACAUCCUGGCGGAGCAGAGCGUGGACGGGGUGGUGCUGCCCCACGACCUGGACUACAUGGGCCACAUGAACAAUUCCAGAUACCUGAGGGAAUGUGACUUUGCGCGCUUCCAUCAUUACAUGAGGAACGGCUUGUUCCUGACCUCGCGGCGGCUGGGCGCCACGCUGGUGGUCGGGGCCUCCACCAUCCGCUACAGACGCUCGCUGGCUUUCCGCGAGGCCUUCGAGAUCCGCACCAGGGUGUUGGGCUGGGACGACAAGGCCUUUUACCUGGAGCAGCGCUUCGUGUCCAAGAAGGACGGCUUUGUGUCGGCGGUGAUGCUGUGUCGGCAGAACGUGGUGCGCAGCAGCCCGGAGAGCGUCAUCGAGGCCGUCUGCAAACAGAAGGUGCAGUGUCCAGAGUUCCCGGAGGACCUGAAGCACUGGAUCAGCUUCAUUUCGGCGAGCAGCCAGGCUCUGAGAGCAGAGAGUGGACUGGAGGAGAAGAACAAGUGAGACCGGCAGUGCAACAGGAAGCCGUGGCCCUCGUGUUCCUGACGCCUCUCUAGCAUCCGUUAGCCUUCAGUCCUGCAUGUCCAGCCCAGCGUCUCACUGCUGCCGUGCACGUCUCGCCACACUUUCUGCCUGUUGACUCCUUUGUUUUGCCCUUAGAGCCGUGUUUCCCAGCGGCACAGCUAGUGUCUGUGUGAGGGCCAGUUCGGACGGUUGCCGGGCGACUCACUUCAGGGUCACCUGUUGCAGCGGUGUGGAGUAAAUCCAGCAUGAGUGACAGGUGCUGGGGAAAGUUGCCUCACAGCUGUUGCAUGUCUCUCAUAACCCUCUGAUAUCACAGGACUCAGUGGGGAAGGGACCGUCUGCAAAUCACCAAACUGUGAACAUGAAGUAUUUAACUUUCUGUAUUAUCAACUAUCAAAUAUCAAGCACAUGAACCGUGAAAGUAUUUUUUUUUUUGUUGUGGUAAUUGGCAGACGGUCCCUUCCCCGCAACAUGACCAGUCCCCAGGAGAAUCGUCCGAGGCCCUGAGCGCAACUGUAGCUUUUGCAUGCUGAGAUCAAACUUGAGAGGAGGAAUCAUCCCACGUGAGCUGGGAAACCUUUCCAUACUUGAUAUACACCGAUCAGCCGUAACAUUAUGACCACCCGCUCUUGUAUUCCGCCGCUCCCGUUUUGUGACAAAAGUGUGUGGCCGCUGGUCUUCAGCAGUGGAAAGUGGUGCACUGCUGAGGGGUCACGAGGGGCUGGAGCAUGUGUCUGUAAACGUGCCGUAACAUGGCUGUUAUUCAGUCCCGAAGUGGGGAAUUCAAAUGAGCUGCAUUGUGCAAAUAAGCAACCAAAACAUUCAGGAACGAGAGUCGUUUGGACUCCAUUUUAAGUGUGAAACUAUUCAAUAUUACUAGAAAUAGUCGAGAAAUAUUAUUAUGGUAUAUGGGAAGCCACUGUAGUGCAAGUUCAAAUGAUGCAACUUGUAAGUCUGUGUGAAGCAGAAGUUGACCAUCAGAAGGCAGCGCCUCUGCCUCCACUGCAGUGCCACUGCUGACCACUAGGGGUCGCACUGUCACGCACGUCAGGCUGGUGCUGCUGUGAUGACCAAAGUCAUGUACUGAUGUGGAGAGGAAGGGAUCAGAGUUUACUUGAAGGAGAGAUCAUGUCCGACACUGUCUAAUUUAUUUCCGUUUCUUUAUCGUCAUUUGAAUGUAUUUAAUCUGAGCGUUAUUUAACAGCAUUUUGAGUAAUAAAUG
Molecule: messenger RNA, 2005 nt
Organism: Synchiropus splendidus (mandarinfish)
Lineage: Eukaryota; Metazoa; Chordata; Actinopteri; Syngnathiformes; Callionymidae
Product: protein THEM6
Exons: 3
Coding region: 154-762 (202 amino acids)
Source: RefSeq, a predicted model, not a curated record